AUGAAUUGUACACGUGAAAAUAAUGCACUAAUUCUUGCGUGUUUACGUAAUUCUUCAAUUGAAGAUUUGCAUGCGGCCUACGGUCUUCGUCUGGGAAAACCAAUUAUUGAUGGAUAUUUUUUCCCUUAUCAUCCUCUUUUAGCAAUAAAAAAUGGUUUGUACAAUCCAAACAUUACAAUGAUUAUAGGGAACAAUGAACAAGAACCUUUAACGUGUCUUGAAAAUCCAGAUAUGAAUUCAACUGGGGCCAUUUCAGUGCUAAGUCAAACAAUACCACCACAGUGGUUACCAUCGGCCAUCAAUAAUUAUCAGCUAAAUAGUUGUUCUUCGAAUAGAAAUGCUAGGAAUCGUUGCUGUGAUGUUGUAAGCUUAUCAAUAAUAGAUAAAUUUUUUGAUUGUAAUGUUCAACGAAUAUACAAUAAUUUAUAUAUGAAAUAUCAACAAUCGCACAAGCUAUAUUGGUAUCAUCUAGAUUGUAAUCCUGGGAUAUGUCCCGAAUUAUCAAUAGAAGAAGGUGCUGGUGUAUGUGCUCAUGUAGAUGAAAUUCCGUUCGUUUUUGGAACUGUCAGUUCCUAUAAUUCAAUGAAUUUCCACAACUGUACAUGGGAUAGUCAAACACGAAGUUUUUCAAAUAAAAUCAUUUCACAUUGGAUCAGUAUGGCUCGAAAUGGAGAACCGUUACAAUCAUGGCCACAGUAUUCUCCAACAGCAAAAAAAUAUUUUCAAAUUACACCCUAUCAUGACUUUUCACCUGAACCAUGGUAUCGAGACUGUUCUUUAUUUGAUCAACUUGAAGAUGAACAAAUACGUAUUAUGUUUCCCAUAACUAAGUAG
Molecule: messenger RNA, 834 nt
Organism: Rotaria sp. Silwood2
Lineage: Eukaryota; Metazoa; Rotifera; Eurotatoria; Philodinida; Philodinidae
Source: the annotation of a GenBank genome assembly